Messenger RNA from Penicillium cataractarum, 1209 nucleotides. RefSeq names its product rRNA-processing protein LAS1. Gene Ontology annotation, molecular function: endonuclease activity. Bases 1 to 1209 code for a protein of 402 amino acids. Gene Ontology annotation, biological process: maturation of 5.8S rRNA; maturation of LSU-rRNA. Gene Ontology annotation, cellular component: preribosome, large subunit precursor; Las1 complex. The transcript is spliced from 4 exons. Lineage: Eukaryota; Fungi; Ascomycota; Eurotiomycetes; Eurotiales; Aspergillaceae. The record is from RefSeq and is a predicted model, not a curated record.
AUGGCCAAGGUCACUUUUACAGCAUGGAAGACCAAGGCCCAAUUACUCGACGUGCGGAGUGAAUUUUACCCACCCACAUGGUACGCUGGGCCGGACAUGCGCUCACACGCCUGCGCCACGGUUGAGGCUUGGAAAUUACAUGGCAAUGUCCCACAUCAUGUGGAGGCCACAGCGUUGUUGACAGACGCGAUUCUGCAUGACGAUGGGCAGCGGAACUCCAUUUUUUCCAUCCGGGCCACGUACUCUGCAGCUUUCUGUCGGUUUGUGACAGGCUUGGUAGACACCAAAGUCACUGGCCCCCGGAGAACAAUGUUCCAGAGGGCGAUGGAUCUGGGCCUUCCAGCCUCAUUUGUUGAACUGCGCCAUGAAGCAACCCAUCGUGAGCCUCCAUCGCUCGUUGUCCUUCGCAAAGCCACACAGCGUUCGUUGGAGUGGCUGUGGGACAACUAUUGGGCCAAUAUUGACCUCGAGGUAACUGGUGGUGCCAUUCGUCACAACCAUGAUGAAAGCUUGUCCGUCACGACGGCACUUGGUGAGGUGUUGCAAGAGUUCAUUCACGGGUCAGUCUCCAGACCAGUACAGAAGAAAAGGAAGCGCGGGCAAGAUGAUGGCUUUGCGGGUCAAUUGGUCGAAAUUUGUGGUGUUUCGAGGGAUGGGAUGGAUGCUGGCCUAGCUGCUCUGUCGGUCCUUUUGUUGGAUCGGAAACUGUUGCUUGAUUCUGAGAGAAGACUUGGGGACUCCAUGGACGCCAUGUUCGACAAGUGGGACCCAGUUCUGCGGAAGGUGGCAGACAGUCAAUCCUCGUUCUUGCUGUUCCUGUCCGAGGAGCUAGUGCACAGGUUGGCAUUCAAUCCGGCGACUGAAUCACCAGAGAACACCAUUGCUGAAGGAAUUUUCCUGUGGUUGGAUCAUCUGCUCACCUCGCCUGCGUGGGAGUCGCAGAGGCCAUCUCUUCCUCGGGAUUACAUCCUCGCCGUGUGCAAUGGCCAGUCGACUCAUUGGGCGAAGGUCGUGGCUCAGAAUCUCAUUCUCCAGCAACAAGUCAGCGCUGCUGUGGUGCCCCGGCCUCAAAUAUCGGCGAACAAGUCUUUGAGGAAACGAGCACAUAAUGUUUCGGUUGGUGAUGUUUCAAAGAAGCUACAGGGGCAUGGAUGGAGGCUUGCGGAGAAAUGGGACAAUCGGCCACUGGGAAUGACUUCGAAAAGUUAA